Molecule: messenger RNA, 2496 nt
Organism: Synchiropus splendidus (mandarinfish)
Lineage: Eukaryota; Metazoa; Chordata; Actinopteri; Syngnathiformes; Callionymidae
Product: electrogenic aspartate/glutamate antiporter SLC25A12, mitochondrial-like
Exons: 18
Coding region: 213-2243 (676 amino acids)
Biological process (GO): aspartate transmembrane transport; L-glutamate transmembrane transport; malate-aspartate shuttle
Molecular function (GO): L-aspartate transmembrane transporter activity; L-glutamate transmembrane transporter activity; calcium ion binding
Source: RefSeq, a predicted model, not a curated record
ACUACAGCGAGGGGCUAAGUAUAGUUCGCUCUGGCAGAAACACGACACUUCAGCUACACCGUGUCCCCUGGGCUGUUCCAUCCUCCGGAUGCCAAAGGCGAACCCGACCAGACCGGCUCCGUGAGACGGGCUCCACUGACGGUCCGUUCCUGUCGAGCCCACGGACACCCGGACGCGCGCGCUCCUCCACUGCGGCUGACGUCACAUCCAGCAUGGCGGUCAAGGUGCAAGCCACCAAAAGAGCAGACCCACAUGACCUGAAGAGCAUUUUCCUGAAGUACGCCAGUGUGGUGGAGGAUGGAGAGCAUUACAUGACCCCCAAAGACUUUGUGCAGAGCUACCUGGGCCUGCACACGCAACCUCAGCAUAAUCCCAAAACGGUGGCUCUCCUGGCCGGAGUGGCCGACACCACCAAAGAUGGACUCAUCUCUUUCCAAGAGUUUCUGGCCUUCGAGUCGGUGCUGUGUGCUCCUGACGCGCUCUUCAUUGUCGCCUUCCAGUUGUUUGACAAGAACGGCUCCGGGAGCAUCUCGUUCGAGAAUGUGUGCGACAUCUUCAGCCAGACCACAGUCCAUCACCACAUCCCCUUCAACUGGAACUGUGAGUUCAUCCGGCUGCACUUUGGCCACGAGAGAAAGAAGAACCUCAGCUACACAGAGUUCACUCAGUUCCUGCAGGAGCUGCAGCUGGAGCACGCCCGCCAGGCGUUCGCCCAGAAGGACAAGAAGAAGAGCGGCGCCAUCACCGCGCUGGACUUCAGCGACAUCAUGGCCACCAUCCGCCACCACAUGCUGACUCCCUUCGUGGAAGAGAACCUGGUUUCGGCUGCAGGUGGAAGCACCUCCCACAUGGUGAGCUUCUCCUACUUCAACGCCUUCAACGCGCUCCUCAACAACAUGGAACUGGUGCGCAAGAUUUACAGCACGCUGGCCGGCUCUCACCGAGACACCCUCGUCACCAAAGAGGAGUUCGUCCACGCCGCCAACAAGUUUGGUCAGAUCACUCCGAUGGAGAUCGACAUCUUGUAUCAACUGGCUGGUCUGCACUCUCACUCCGGGCGCCUCAACUCCGCAGACAUCGAGAGGAUAGCGCCGCUGGAGGAAGGAGCCAUGCCGUACCACCUGGCCGAGACCCAGAGACAGCACGGCCACGACGCGUCCCGCUCAGUCUGGCUCCAGGCUGCAGAGUCUGCCUACAGGUUCACUCUGGGCUCAAUAGCUGGAGCGACGGGGGCCACGGCUGUGUACCCCAUCGACCUGGUGAAGACCCGCAUGCAGAACCAGCGCUCCACCGGCUCCCUGGUCGGGGAGCUGAUGUACAAGAACAGCUUCGACUGCGCCAAGAAAGUGCUGCGUUACGAAGGCUUCUUCGGCUUCUACAGAGGUCUCAUCCCGCAGCUCAUCGGCGUCGCUCCGGAGAAGGCCAUCAAACUCACGGUGAAUGACUUUGUCAGGGACAAGUUCACGGCGCAGGACGACACCAUCCCCCUGGCGGCGGAAGUGCUCGCAGGCGCAUGCGCCGGAGGCUCCCAGGUGAUUUUCACCAACCCUCUGGAGAUCGUGAAGAUCCGCCUCCAGGUGGCAGGAGAGAUCACCACGGGCCCUCGGGUCAGCGCCCUCAACGUGGUCCGAGACCUGGGCUUCUUUGGCCUCUACAAGGGAGCCAAAGCCUGCUUCCUGCGGGACAUCCCCUUCUCCGCCAUCUACUUCCCCGUCUACGCACACACCAAGCAGAGGCUGACGGACGAGGAGGGCCGGCUGGGGCCGCUGCAGCUGCUCGCCGCCGGCGCCAUCGCAGGCGUGCCCGCCGCCUCGCUGGUGACCCCCGCUGACGUCAUCAAGACCAGGCUGCAGGUGGCGGCCCGAGCGGGCCAGACCACCUACAGCGGAGUGCUGGACUGCUUCAGGAAGAUCCUGAAGGAGGAAGGAUUCAGGGCCUUCUGGAAGGGCGCCGGAGCUCGCGUCUUCAGAUCGUCGCCGCAGUUCGGCGUGACCCUGGUGACCUACGAGCUCCUGCAGAGGUGGUUCUACGUCGACUUCGGAGGACAUCGCCCCACUGGCUCAGCACCCACCCCGAAACCCACCAUCCAGGACCUUCCCUCGGUGACCGUGGACCACGUGGGCGGCUACCAACUGGCGGCUGCGACCUUCGCCGGCGUGGAGAGGAAGUUUGGUUUACAUCUGCCCAAGUUCAAGUCGGCUGCCGAGUCCCGUGCGGCACCGGCGGCGGCAGCAGCUUCGUAACCGGACCGGGAGUCCUCGACCCGCUUGUGCGCCGUGGGCUUGGUCUGAGCGCCUGCAUGAGUCCGGCUGCCCGCCGGGGGGAACGCGACGUCACGGCCCGGCGUUUGGAGGUUCAGCGCUCGUGCAUGUUUCUGCUGACUUGACUAUGUACAGAUGUUUUCAAAGUGUUUAUUUUGAAAUCAGCAUUUAUUGUAUUUUACUGAAAUAAAUCAUUUCAAACUGUGCAAAGAGAAGAAUCUCAGUAUUGAUGACG